UGAAUAUUUUAGCCCAUGCGUCACAGAUCCUCCGCCCCCUUCCCCCCCACCCCCAUCUGCCAUUUUGGUUUUGUUCCCGUCCUGCAGUCGCGAAGCCAGCAACGCAAUUACAUAGAAGGAGACUCUCAGUACAACGACAUAGUGACUCGACAAUAUAGUGUAGACCCUCCUAAUCCCCGCAACGCUUUUCUUUUAGUAUUACCAAUCGUCGAAGUUAUUACCAUCGUUAACAUCGACAUAACACUGCGGGAGAGGAGCGGGUUCGCAUCGGGAAGGGACCGAGAAGGAUUAUUGAUGUCCAGCUCGCCGCUGUCCAAGAAGCGUCGCUUGUCAGGAACAGAGACGAAGACGGGAUCCCACUGCUCCUCCUCUAACUCUGUCAGAACUGAUCUGUCCCACACACCUGCCAACGGCAUGGCUAAGAAUGGCAAUGAUGCUGAGAUCGACGAAGGCCUGUACUCCAGACAACUUUAUGUGUUGGGCCAUGACGCUAUGAAGCGUAUGCAAAACUCCAAUGUACUCAUCUCUGGUAUGAGAGGUCUUGGAGUGGAGAUCGCCAAGAAUGUUGUCCUGGGAGGAGUUAGAGGUGUAACUGUUCACGACCAAGGAGUUGCAGAAUGGAGAGACCUCUCCUCUCAGUUUUACCUCAGGGAGGAAGACCUGGGAAAGAACAGAGCAGAGGUGAGUCAGCUUCGUUUGGCUGAACUCAACAACUACGUUCCUGUGACCGCCUACACUGGAGUACUCACUGACGACUACCUGACCAAGUUCCAGGUGGUAGUGCUGACUAAUUCAGAUUUGGAUGAGCAGCAGCAGGUGGGAGAGCUCUGCCACAGCAAGGGAAUCAAGCUGAUCAUCGCAGACACACGUGGUUUGUUUGGCCAACUUUUCUGUGACUUCGGUGAGGAGAUGGUUGUGUAUGACACCAAUGGAGAGCAGCCAUUGAGUGCCAUGAUUUCCAUGAUCACAAAGGACAAUUCAGGGGUUGUGACGUGUCUAGAUGAAGUUCGUCAUGGCUUUGAGAGUGGAGACUUUGUCACCUUCACAGAGGUUCAGGGUAUGACAGAGCUAAAUGGUUGCCAGCCAGUGGAAAUUAAAGUUCUGGGUCCCUACACCUUUAGCAUCUGUGACACAGCUGGCUUCACAGACUAUGUAAGAGGAGGAAUUGUCUCCCAGGUCAAGGUGCCCAAGAAGAUUGCUUUUAAAUCCGUCUCUUCUUCCAUGGCUGAACCAGAGUUCAUUAUGACAGACUUUGCCAAGUUCGAUCGUCCAGGGCAGCUUCAUGUGGGCUUCCAGGCUAUCCAUGCCUUCCAGAAGAAACAUAACCACCUUCCUAUACCUUGGGGCCAGGCUGAUAGUGAUGAGCUUUUGGCAUUGGCCAAAGAGGUGAACUCAGCCCAGACCGGUUCAGCCAAAGUGGAGCAGCUGGAUGACGGUCUUAUCAAAAAGUUGUCCUAUGUUUCUGCUGGUGAUCUGGCCCCUGUCAAUGCCUUCAUUGGGGGUCUGGCUGCACAGGAAGUUAUGAAGGCAUGCACAGGAAAAUUCAUGCCCAUAAUGCAGUGGCUCUACUUUGAUGCCCUGGAGUGCCUGGCUGAGGAGGAAGAUGUCAUGUUAACAGAGGAAGAGUGCGCCCCUAGGAACAGCCGAUACGAUGGGCAGAUUGCUGUGUUUGGCACCAAGCUGCAGGAAAUGCUUGGCAAACAGCGCUACUUCCUGGUGGGAGCUGGUGCCAUUGGCUGUGAGCUGUUGAAAAACUUUGCCAUGAUUGGACUGGCAGGCGGUGAGGGAGAGGUUAUUGUGACAGACAUGGACACCAUAGAGAAGUCCAACCUCAACAGACAGUUCCUCUUCAGACCCUCAGAUGUUACGAAAAUGAAGAGUGACACAGCUGCUGCUGCAGUGAAACAGAUGAACCCUUCCAUCAGGAUCACCGGUCACCAGAACAGAGUGGGUCCUGACACAGAGAGGGUCUACGAUGACGACUUCUUUGAAAGCCUUGACGGAGUGGCGAAUGCACUGGAUAAUGUUGACGCACGUAUGUACAUGGAUCGGAGGUGUGUGUACUACCGUAAACCUUUACUGGAGUCUGGUACUCUUGGCACCAAAGGCAAUGUCCAGGUUGUGAUCCCCUUCCUCACAGAGUCAUACAGCUCCAGCCAAGACCCACCUGAGAAGUCCAUCCCCAUCUGCACCCUCAAGAACUUCCCGAAUGCCAUUGAACACACACUGCAGUGGGCACGUGAUGAGUUUGAGGGACUAUUCAAACAACCCCCAGAGAAUGCCUUGCAGUACCUCUCAGAUCCAAAGUUCAUGGAGCGUACUCUGAAGCUUCCUGGAGCCCAGCCUGUGGAGGUGCUGGAGGCUGUUUACAAGUGUCUUGUCACAGACUGCCCCCACAGCUGGGCUGACUGUGUGGCCUGGGCCCGCAACCACUGGCAGGUCCAGUACAGCAACAACAUCAGCCAGCUUCUGCACAACUUCCCCCCAGAGCAGCUUACCAGCUCUGGUGCCCCCUUCUGGUCUGGCCCAAAGAGGUGUCCUCACCCCCUAGAAUUCAGCACUAGCAAUGAGCUGCACAUGGAUUACAUCAUGGCAGCGGCGAACCUGUAUGCCCAGACGUAUGGUGUACAGGGCAGCACUGAUCGUGGAGCUCUAGUCAAGAUCCUACAGGAGGUCAAGGUGCCACAAUUUACCCCUCGUUCAGGAGUCAAAAUCCAUGUGUCUGACCAGGACCUGCAGAACAGCAAUUCCUCUGUUGAUGACUCAAGACUGGAAGAGCUGAAGGUCCAGCUGCCUUCCUCUGAAUCUUCCCAGUUCAAACUCAACGCCAUUGACUUUGAGAAGGAUGAUGACACCAACUUCCACAUGGACUUUAUCGUAGCAGCAUCCAACCUGAGGGCAGAGAACUACGACAUUCCCCCCACAGACAGACACAAGAGCAAACUCAUAGCUGGCAAGAUCAUUCCUGCCAUUGCCACUACCACUGCAGCUGUGGUUGGCCUUGUCUGCCUGGAGCUCAUCAAAAUUGUUCAAGGACACAAGAAGCUGGAGUCUUUCAAGAAUGGCUUCAUGAACUUGGCCCUGCCUUUCUUCGCCUUCUCCGAGCCUAUCGCUGCUCCCAGACAUAAGUACUAUGAGAUUGAUUGGUCAUUGUGGGAUCGCUUUGAGGUCACAGGGUUGCAGUCCAAUGGGGAUGAAAUGACACUCCGACAGUUCCUGGACUACUUUAAAAAUGAGCAUAAGUUGGAAAUCACCAUGCUUUCUCAGGGAGUGUCCAUGCUCUAUUCAUUUUUCAUGCCUGCUGCCAAACUCAAAGAGAGACUGGACCUGCCGAUGACAGAGAUUGUGACAAAGGUGUCCAAAAAGAAGCUGGGCAAGCACGUGAAAGCGCUGGUGUUUGAGCUCUGCUGUAAUGACCUGUCAGAUGAAGACGUGGAAGUGCCCUAUGUCAGAUACACCAUCCGCUGAGCCCCAUGUUGUACCCACCCACAGGGUGGGGGGGAGAAAGGGGGAGGGGUAUUCUGAGGAAGAGUUGGGGUGGGUGGGUUGAUCCAGGUCAACUCUACUGGAUCAAUCAGUUUUUUUAAAGGCCUCUGGUUUGUGUAAACCUGUGCCUGAGUGUAUAUAGACCCCGUAAGCUGAUUUAAGAAAACCUGUAUGUGUGUUACGGAUCCAGCUGGUGCAUCGCUGUGGGAUCAGGGGUGUCGCUGGAGGAAGGGAGCAUGUAUACUGGACCUCCUGAUGUUUCUCAGUAGCAGAACCUCUCAGCUGAGUUUAAUUCUAAGCCUUAGUGUUCUCUUGGCAUUCUCUCUGAAACAUCCUCACACUCUUACUAGCCUUCAGCACCAAAGGAGGGACCUUUUCUCUCCCCUCCACUCUACUUGUUCCCUUCCUUCCUCUGUCCCCUGUCUCCUAGACCUGAUCCCACAUCACUGUUUUUUUUUCUUUCAAAGAUGCAUCUCAUUAAAAAAAAAUGUUCAGUCAAGAAGAAUCCCUGAAAUGUGUUGCAUUCAUUGAGAAUCCAUUGUGCUCCCCCAGGCCAUAUCACUGCCCUUAACUCUACCUGAGACCCCAGUUUUAAAGGCAUAGAGGCACUCAAAGAUACAGCCAAGACUGAGUCAACAUUUUCUGCAGACUGGAAAAAAAAAGUAUCUCAUGCCGGCAGAUUAGGAACUGUUGCCAGUUUAAGGCACCCUUACACCCACCUCAUCCAGCACUCUGGCUUUUGGAGGGGCUCUUGCACAUGACAUCACUUCUCUUUAUUCUCUUUGCAUUUCAUGUGUUUUGUUAAUUUCUAUUAUAUUUUGGGGGGUGAACAGUGGUUUUGGCACACACACCUUCUAGAUCAUUAAUGUCUUCUUUCUACUUUAACUCCAAAUGACAUUGCAGUAUAAGAACAAGGCAAUGAGAUGUAUCUUGAAAUGGGAGCACUUAGUGUGAUAGUGAAUAAACAGGUAAAAACAAA
Labrus mixtus (cuckoo wrasse) is the source of this 4465-nucleotide messenger RNA. It is a transcript of the gene uba1, whose product is annotated as ubiquitin-like modifier activating enzyme 1. Lineage: Eukaryota; Metazoa; Chordata; Actinopteri; Labriformes; Labridae. The transcript is spliced from 26 exons. Gene Ontology annotation, cellular component: cytoplasm; SUMO activating enzyme complex. Gene Ontology annotation, molecular function: SUMO activating enzyme activity. The coding region runs from base 16 to 3468 and encodes 1150 amino acids. The record is from RefSeq and is a predicted model, not a curated record. Gene Ontology annotation, biological process: protein sumoylation.